AUGUAUAUUCCAACAAGAUGGGGUGAUAUAGGUAUAUACUAUGUAAUUGCUGUAUUUAUUUGGGCUUUUCCACCUGAUCGAAUAUUGAAGGAACAAGCCUGGUCUUUGCUGACUCUUGACAAAAGAAUGUUAUUCUUGCAGAGUUGUUCUGAUCAAGACAUACUGGGCCAGGCUUUUGAAGAUGCCUUAGAGGUACUGCAGCAGCACUCCGAUGUUGAAAUGCAAUAUUCACCAGGUUAUAGAAAUUGCCUGACUGUGAUCAACCAUCAUCCUCACUUCCGAGCAAGUCCCAGCUACUCUGCAGCACCAUCUGCAGAGGACCCAGGAUAUAACUGGAGAAAUGUAAUAAACAGUGCAGCGGAUUUUUGUGCAGAUGAAACUGUCUACCAUUCCCUGCAGAAUAUUCCAGAAAACCAAGUGAUGCAUGCUGCUGCUGGCCAGCCAAAAGCAGGGAAAGGUAGAAAAAAACUUCGACUGUUUGAGUACCUCCAUGAGUCUCUGUAUGAUCCAGCUAUGGCAAACUGCAUCCAAUGGGUGGAUAAGCCCAAUGGUGUCUUUCAAUUUGUCUCCAAAAACAAGGAGAAACUUGCAGAGCUGUGGGGAGAAAGAAAGGGAAACCGCAAGAUCAUGACAUAUCAGAAAAUGGCCAGAGCACUGAGAAAUUAUGGAAGAACAGGUGAAAUCAUUAAAAUUCGAAGGAAGCUGACAUACCAGUUCAGUGCAGUUGUUUUACAGAGACUUUCUCCAUCUUAUUUCUUGGGAAAAGAAACAGUUUAUCACCCAUACAUUCAGUCUAAUCAAGAAUAUCAGUGUGCAGAUGACUGGAUCAAUUACAAUAAUUACAUGUAUAACAAUAGUUAUGCAUUACAGCAUGCUAACAGCUAG
Rhea pennata is the source of this 885-nucleotide messenger RNA. It is a transcript of the gene SPIC, whose product is annotated as Spi-C transcription factor. Gene Ontology annotation, molecular function: DNA-binding transcription factor activity, RNA polymerase II-specific; sequence-specific DNA binding. Gene Ontology annotation, biological process: regulation of transcription by RNA polymerase II; cell differentiation. NCBI's taxonomy places the organism in Eukaryota, Metazoa, Chordata, Aves, Rheiformes, Rheidae. Gene Ontology annotation, cellular component: nucleus. The record is from RefSeq and is a predicted model, not a curated record. The transcript has 4 exons. The coding region runs from base 1 to 885 and encodes 294 amino acids.